CUGGCUUUUGCUGUUUGUUGUUCUCUUGAGUGGAAGAAAGUUGCAGCCACAUAACCAGAUCCGACAAUGCCGAAGCAAAUCCAUGAAAUCAAGGACUUCCUUUUGACGGCGAGAAGGAAGGAUGCAAGGUCUGUGAAGAUCAAGAGAAGCAAGGACAUUGUGAAGUUUAAGGUCAGGUGCUCAAGGUACCUUUACACACUAUGUGUCUUCGACCAAGAGAAGGCUGAUAAGUUGAAGCAGUCUCUUCCUCCAGGUUUGAGUGUGCAAGACCUUUGAAGAUCUUUUGAAAUUUGGAUCUAUCAUGUCGAAGAAGACUAGCGAUGGCUCCAGUGAUGAAGCCUUCCAUAGGUCGUGAACCAAACGGAUAUGGAUUUCAAUCGAACAAUCUCUGGGUCGGUAGUUUAACGACCGAUACUACAGAACUCGAUCUAGCCGAUUUGUUUGGAAGAUUUGGUGAAAUUGAUAGAAUCACGGCGUUUUCUUCCCGUAGCUUCGCGUUUAUCUACUACAGGCGUGUUGAAGAAGCUGUGGCGGCGAAAGAUGCGCUUCAAGGUGCUAAUUUGAAUGGGAGUCUGAUUAAGAUCGAAUUCGCUCGACCGGCAAAACCUUGUAAGAGUCUUUGGGUGGGUGGAAUCAGCCCGAGUGUUUCAAAGGAUGACCUGGAGGCAGAGUUCAGGAACUUUGGCAAAAUCGAAGAUUUCAGGUUUCUUAGGGAACGCAAGACGGCUUUUAUUGACUUUUAUAACAUGGAAGAUGCUAUAGAGGCAAAGAACAUGAACGGAAAGAGAAUGGGAAAUAGCCAUUUGCGAGUUGAUUUUCUCCGGUCACAAGGGCCACGAAAAGAACCAUGGCCUGGCUCUAAUGAUGGCAGGGAUGGCAGUUUGAGUGCUAAACAACAGAUUGACGAGCAAACACUACACAAUUGUAUGAUACUCUUUGGUGAGAUUGAGAGAUGUAUUAGUUACCCAUCAAGGCAUUUCUCACUUGUGGAAUUUAGAAGCAUUGAGGAAGCUCGUUGUGCUAAGGAAGGACUACAUGGAAGGUUACUCAAUGAUCCACGAAUCACAAUAAUGUACUCGAAUGAUGACAUUCCCCCUGGACGAGGAGAUGAUACCAGUUUUUAUUCUGGUGCCAAACGAUCAAGGCCUGAGAUGUUCGUCAAUGAUCCUCCAUUCAUCUCGUCACCGCAUUCUAGUGGGUUUUUUGGCUCUAUGAGGCCCUUUCGAGGAAGCGUUGAACGUUCACAUAGUGGUCCAGAAUAUAGCGAUGUGGUUGGUACAGAAGAAAGCUGGGGGAGGCCAUCUCCAACUGAAGCUGGAAAAUCUGGAAUACUCCCGUUUCCUGCACCACAUACAAGGCUACCUGUUAGGUCAAACCGUGGUUCUUGGGAAGGAUAUGAUCCUGCUCAGUUGGAUAGAGAACCCAAAAGAACCCGUAGAGAUGGACCAGUGGGUGUUUUUCCUUCAAUGAGUGUAGAUGACCGUGUCACUGGGUUUGACAGGACAUAUGGGCGUGGGUCAGUUGCAGCCAGGUCCGGCCGUGGUUUCUCUGAUACUGAUUUCAUUUGGAGAGGAAUCAUUGCCAAAGGUGGAACUACUAUUUGUCGUGCUCGUUGUGUACCUUUCGGAAAGGGGACUGAAACUGAACUCCCUGAGAUCGUCAAUUGUUCAGCAAGAACGGGUUUGGAUAUGCUUGCCAAACAUUACACCGAAGCCAUUGAAUUUGAAAUCGUUUUCUUCUUACCAGACAGGGAAGACGAUUUCGCGUCUUAUACUGAAUUUCUCUGCUACCUUGGUUCAAAAAAUCGAGCAGGUGUGGCCAAAUUAGACGAUGGAACCACUUUAUUUUUGGUUCCUCCAUCAGAUUUCUUAACUGAUGUGCUCAAUGUGUCGGGUCCAGAACGGUUAUAUGGUGUUGUUCUCAAGUUGCCCCCACCACAGGUUCCUGCCGCAGCAUCGUAUAAACAAGAACCUUAUCCAAUUCCUCAAUCUUAUAUGGGUCAAUCUCGGAGUUUGCCUGCCAAUGCCAAUAAUGGUUUAUUCGCUGCUAGAGAAAAUCGAGCCGUGUUUGAAUACAACAGAGGUAUGCAGGAAGAAUCAAAGCCUUCUCCAAAAUCAUUGCUUGGUCCUUUGAGCGAAUCUGUUUCUGUACCUAAUACUGCAAUGCCUCAAGCUGAGGUUAGUCUAACGCCUGAGCUAUUAGCCACUCUGGCCUCCUUUCUCCCCACAACUUCUCAACCUACUGCCUCUGAAGGUCACCAGUCCGUUGGACUAUCCAGUGGAGAAGCUCCAUCACAAGCUUGGAAUCGAGAUCAAUCGACGGUCUCUGACCCAUCAAAUCUAUCAUUCCAACAAUUAGGCAAUCAAUACAAUCCGAUGGGGCAACUACCCCCUCCUCCUCCUCUUCCUCCUCCUCCGAUGCAUUAUCCUCCGGUGUCAAGCACACCGAGCUACUCCAGUGGAAUGGUCCAUGGUGGUAUGCAAUAUCAAGCACCAUUUGUUAGCACACCUCAGCAAGCUCCGUUACCUACUCCUCCAUCGAGUAAUUAUGCAAUGUACUCUCAAGGUUCACAUCAAGCUGUUUCUCAACCCUUGAGCCAGCAAUAUCAGCCUGAAGCUCCCAUGCUUAACCAAAACUACAUACCGGUCCCUGGAGCUGAGAAUCCUGUUUUGCAUGGUUAUCAGCAAGGUCAUUAUCACCGUCUGACAAAUAAUCAAGCGCAUAACGCAAAUCCUUCCCAAUCUCAAACUGCGAUGCCACCACCAGCGAACAUGAAAAAUUUGGAUCUGUCUAGCCAAGCACAGCAGCAGCUCCAGCCUUUGCUCCUUGGAGCUGGACAAGGUACGUCAGAUGGUGAGGUUGAUAAGAACCAGCGAUAUCAAUCUACUCUACAGCUUGCGGCUAACCUUCUUCAACAGAUUCAGCAACAGCAGCAACUGCCAUCAGAUGCUUCGACUGUUCAAGGCCCUUGAGAAGCUCCACAUCCCUUAAUCUGUUGGUGAUUCACUAUUCUUGCUCUUUGGUAUCUGAUCAAGUGCUUUCUGUUUUCUACUCUUCUUGCAUAAGCGCGCCGUGCUGAGUUUAAUUGGGUAUUAGGGUCUUCUGCUGUGAUGUCUCCUUCUACAUUAUGGCUUCUUGAACAAAUUAUAUGGGAAAAAGCUGUUUAGUAUGUGUGAUAACUGUAGCUUGUUAAAAACCAUGAAAGCUUGUGAAAAUAUAAGAUUGAACGUACA
This is a messenger RNA of Arabidopsis arenosa, 3233 nucleotides long. Lineage: Eukaryota; Viridiplantae; Streptophyta; Magnoliopsida; Brassicales; Brassicaceae. The record is from the annotation of a GenBank genome assembly.